Pundamilia nyererei is the source of this 2419-nucleotide messenger RNA. It is a transcript of the gene mss51, whose product is annotated as MSS51 mitochondrial translational activator. Bases 252 to 1550 code for a protein of 432 amino acids. The record is from RefSeq and is a predicted model, not a curated record. The transcript is spliced from 7 exons. Lineage: Eukaryota; Metazoa; Chordata; Actinopteri; Cichliformes; Cichlidae.
CCUCCAAGGCAACCCCUCCCUGCCCAAAUCAUCCAGUCCCCCCCCACAUCCUCUUCAUUUAACCUCAUAUGACAGGAGUCCCCAACCCUCCCACUUUGGCUCACUUUUGCAAAACCCAGCAGACACACCAGAAAGGCUCUCCGAGGUUGUGACAUCCAGCAUAAGGACCUGUCAGCCCCUUUCUAGAAUCAUCUAGGAGGAAGCCUCUUCUAAUUUGGAAACGAACAAAGUAGAAAGUGUAGGCCAUAAUAAUGGCAUCCCAGAUCCCUGCACUGCCACAGUCCUACACUCCGGGGACUGACAGCGUCUUUUCUGACCAGUCUGCCUUUCACUCUCUGGACUCCAACGUACCUGGACUCUCAAAGGUGAUUCUCAACAAGCUCAACCUGAAGGACUACGAAGAAUACAGGGCUGUAGUCGAAGGGAAGGCUAGAGGAAUCUCAUUCCGCAACUACAAAGAGAUGUUCCAGAGGAUGGAGGAAACUUUCAAGUUCUGCGCCGGCUGUAACGAACUCCCCGAACAUCUCACCGAGGGACAGACCCUGAAGCGCUGCGUGAAGUGUUUGAAUGUGUACUACUGCACUAAGGACUGUCAAAGAAAGGACUGGGCUCAGCAUAAAAAGGUUUGCAAGAUAUUGUGGCUGGUGGCAAUUGACAGACUAGUGGAGUGGCUAAUGUUCACAGGAGACCUCCCCAUCCCUACUGAGAAGUGGACCAAGUCAGCUGGUGAGGUGAAGAACUGGGACGACUGGCUUUCCAAGCAGGGGGAUCUUACACCACGCCUGAACACGGUCUUGUCCGGUGCCAACAUGGCGGCCCUUUGGAAAAACGCCUCCAGACCUCGACCGGAUGAUGCUGACCUGCGACAAUCCUUAUGGCGAAUUCAGAGCGAGUUCCUCUCUCGAGUUCUCACGGUGGGCUUGGCCGUGCAGCACUUUAAACUGGACCCAUAUGACAAACCAGUCACUGUUCACCUAGUGGGGACAUCUCACAAUGAAACCAUGGGAGCCAGACUGACCGACUUUGAUGAGCUGAACCACAUGUUCCCUGGACACCAGGGGAUCGAAAUAGUCAUGGUGGGGCCUGAGGUGGUGGACGGCCCCAUCAUGAGACCUCCUCUCAGGGCAUUUGGCCCCAAGCACAGAGUCUACAUCAGCGCCUACAAGGCUCUUUACCAUCAGUUCUGGGAGGAUAUGGUGGUUAAACAGGAAGCAGCCAAGCCGGACCUGGUGGUUGGAUUUCAUCCUGGAUUCCACGCUAACCAGGGUCUGAUAGAGGGUUGGCUGCCCACUCUGCUGCUGCUCAGAGACUAUAACAUCCCUUCCUUCUUCACCAUGUUCAGUGAGAUGGAGCUCAAGUACUCACUGGAGAUUCUGCUGGAGCUGGAGAUGCACAUCAGGGACAGUGGGCCCAAUCCAUUCACCUCACAGAAACCAGAGCAGGUCCAAGCCUGUCCUAACAAACCCCUCGUCUACUGCAACUCUCAUUACGUCAGUUUCCAGGGACUGCUUCCACAAGAAGACCUUGAGGGCCGAGGUGCAGAUGCUUAGAGUCCACAGUGAAACCUAUGAAGGUAACUCAAAGCCUUCUUUUUGGACCUGACAGAUUUGCAGGUUUCCUAAAGUCCUUGGGGGACUUUCUGCAACCUGUCAGAGAUGGCCAUAACUCUGCUGGACACUGAAUCAUACCUCUGGCAAUUGGAGUGAAGGAAAAAUAAUCUUCACUCCUUCCAGAGUGUGCUAAAAACUAUCCUUUAAUUCUGAUAUGUUUACCUAAUGAGGAAGAAGCCAGCAGUGUUUGGGGGGGUAAAGCACCAGCGGAUCCCAGAGGUUUCUACUCGCUUCAUUAUGCAGGGUGACAUGACGACUGUUGGAUAUGAAGAGUCACUGUUGUACCUACAUUAUGUGACCAAAAUUAGCUUCAUCGUCACUUAACGACUUCCUGUGAUUUGUUCUGCGGCACGAGCGAAUUCCCAAACAUCACGCUGGCUGCACACGAAUUUAACACACAAUCUCAAAUAACGCCUAUAUAAAUGACAGCAUUAUCAAAGAAGCUGAGGUUCCUUUGAGAUUCGUGAUGGUUGUGAGUUUUUCUACUUUAUCGUGUGGAUUUGUCUCUGCUUUGUUGCUCAAAUUUGAGUCUUUAGUUCUUGAAAAAGAGUUGUGCUGACAGCAGAGAGCUCUACUGAUGCACAUUAAAGUAACAUUUCUUUAUCAAUGCCUCUGUUUACUGUGUGUUGUCUUUUAUUAAGGUUUAUCAUCAUGUCUAAUAGCAUUUUUAAUGGUGGUAAUCACUUAAGCGUGGUAAAAUAUAAUAAACACACCAUUACUGUUUUGAUUACAGGCCCAGUAUUGCUGUAUUGUAAUGUAUAUUUUUUUUAAACUAGGGUAUUAAAGGAUAUUUUCAUAUGUGCUAAACG